Mesorhabditis belari is the source of this 453-nucleotide messenger RNA. NCBI's taxonomy places the organism in Eukaryota, Metazoa, Nematoda, Chromadorea, Rhabditida, Rhabditidae. The record is from the annotation of a GenBank genome assembly.
AUGCCUCAUCCCAAGCAUCAUCACUCUCAUCAUCUCACCGUCAAGGAGAUCAAAAAGAUCUUCUCGCACCAUGAUGACACCAAAAGUGGACGCAUUUCAAGAGAUGAGGCCAAGGCCGCUCUAAAAGAAGUUGGAUCUCAUCAUCAUCGUCAUCACAAAAAUGACUUUGAGAACGAGUUCAACAAAUUGGCCAAGCGUCACUCCAAGCAUGAUCAUCAUCACAUCACGUUUGCUGAUUUCUUGCACUUUGUUCAUCCCGCCGAAGGAGUGCAUCAUCACAAACAUCACAAAAAAGAUCACAAGGCUUCAAGCUCGUCUUCAAGCUCUUCUUCAUCGUCUUCAUCGUCAAGCAGCUCAUCGGAACGAACACAAGCAUCAUCACCACGAGCACCACAAAAAGGACAGCUCAAGCUCGUCCUCGUCUUCGUCGUCGUCGUCUUCAUCAAGCAGCUC